Molecule: messenger RNA, 1353 nt
Organism: Arxiozyma heterogenica
Lineage: Eukaryota; Fungi; Ascomycota; Saccharomycetes; Saccharomycetales; Saccharomycetaceae
Exons: 1
Coding region: 1-1353 (450 amino acids)
Source: RefSeq, a predicted model, not a curated record
AUGGAUCGUGUAAGGGCUUUGAUAGGUAUUAAAAGCCAUAAUAAUAACAAUAGUUUUAAUACUAAUAAUAAUAGAGAUAUAAGAUCGAAUAUAAAUAGAAACCUAGAAUAUACGGGUUCAACUCCAACAACAAGAAUUGUUAAUGAGAAUAUUGGAUCAAGAGAUGAAAUAGCUAGGGGGGAUGGAGAUAGGAGGUUCAUAAGGCAGCCGUUAAAUGGAACUGACCAAUUUAGUCUAUAUGAUCAACAUACAGUAGUAGAAAAUGAAGGAAAUAAUCCUAUAGAAGAAAGCAUGACCAUUAAUAAUGACGAUAUCCACACUUUUAUAUCUGAAUCACAAACUAUUGGUGAUUUAUAUACGCGUGGAUACGUCAACAGAUCUCCAAAUUUUGAUUCUGUUAGAAAUAUUCCAUUGGUAUCAAUUUUAUUGACUAGAGGCCUUUUUGCAUUUUCAAGUGAUAUAUCAUAUAAAACUUUUUUAAAUAAUAAAAGGAAGUUAGAUCAGCCAGCUUCCCUUGAUAAUGGUGGUAUUGGUGUUCCUUUGUUCCAUGCAGUGACAAAUAAUGUUAUUAAGUCUUUAUUAGUCUCUGGAAAAUCAAAAGUUGAACCUGUAAUGAAGAUAUUUAAGUACCAAAUCAUUGAUAACAAUCAUACUAGUAGUUUAGAAGAUUUAGAAUUAUUACCAAAUUAUGAAAUCAUACUACAGAAUAAUAUUAGUAAUAAAUUUUUGAUCAAAUAUGAGUUUUGCCAAAUCUUUAAAUCUAUUGAUGAAAAUAACUCGUUGAAAAUCAUUCAUAUUUUGAAAUUUCAUGAUGGGAAAGAAAUUAGAAUGGUUAAUUUUAGUGAUAAGAAAGAUAUUGAUACUGUUGUUGAUGAUUUCCCUCUUCGAUGGUAUGGUUUUUCAGGGUUUGCAUCCCCGUUUGGAUCAAAUGAUAUUAAAUUAUUAGUGUUAGAUGAUAAUAUGCCAAGUUAUAUGGAUAACAAUACGAUUAAUAGCGGCGUCAAUAAUUCACAUACUAACAAUGCAAAUCAAUUAAUUAGUAGUCGACCUUUACGAGCUUUACCAAUCUGGGGACGUUAUUCUGAUACAAAUGUUUCAAUGUUACCAACAAAGAGAACCGUGAAAUUAGCAAAUUUUAAAAUUAAAGAGUUAUCUCAAGCAACCAAUGCUGCUUUAUAUACUGAUUCCGAUGAAGACUCAACAUCUUUAAGUAAUGGAAUCACAAUGAUUCCAGAAAAUACUCAAAUUCUGACAUGUAUGUGCAUGCUAUUACAUGAAUAUGAAUCCAGGAAGGAAAGAAGACAUAAGAAUAAUACUGCAAAUGAUGAUUCUAUUUUAUUUACAAACAACUAA